ACAUAUUUUUUUGUUGUAACAAAAGGUGUAAAUUAAAGUAGGAAUCCACAAAAAAAAAUCGAUAUAAAAAUGACCAAACCCAAGUCCCCAAGCAUUUAAAAAGAAAUAUCAAAUAUCAAUCCAAGCAAAGCAUAAAAGCAACACAUUACAGCAUCGUAAGCCAACCACUCCCAAGCUAAAAAGUUUUCUUCUAAAAGACAAAUAAUAGACAAACAAGAAAGAGUAUGGAAGAAGAAGAUGGAGACGCGUCUACGCCGUUUUGGCUUCAAUCACGCCGCAAUAACACUUACUUCCGCCGCACUGCAAGUCUCGGCGGCCGUGCAACCACCGUCGCCACUCAAAUAUUCUUCGCCGGGACAGCUGCAAUCCUUAUAGUCUUCUUCAUUAUCCCUCCUCUCUUUUCCUCUGUUUCACAAGUUUUCCGACCUCAUUUAGUCCGUAAAAGCUGGGAUUAUCUCAACUUCGUUCUCGUCCUUUUCGCCGUCCUUUGCGGCUUCCUCAGCCGCAACACCAAUAAUGACGAAACCAAUCAUAACAAAGAAGAAGACAUUAGUAACAAAUUCUCGAACUCACCUUCGAUCAUCGAUCGAGGAGGUCGUGUAUCUAACAGUGCCACGCCUCGUUAUUGGAUCGAUGAUCGCGGUGGUGGCGGCGGUGAUCAGACGGUGUACAAGAGGUUUAGUAGAUUACGGAGUGUUAGCUCGUAUCCAGAUCUGAGACUCCGGGAAUACGAAGCCGAUGAACGGUGGAGAUUUUACGAUGAUACACGUGUAAGUCAAUGUCGUUACGAAGAUGUAGAUCCGAUCUAUCCAAAUCAAAGUUACAGAAACUGGCAGGAGGAAGUUAAACCACCGCCGGAAGAUUUAGAUCAAACAGAGGACGGUGGUAAUGAAGGAGGAGGAAAGGUCCAUAGCGGCGGUUCCGAAACUGAGAAAGUUGAGGUCUUUGAGACGGCGGAAGCUGAAGUAGUAGAGGAGCUAACAGUGCCUUCUGCUCCGCCGUAUAUUCCGUCUCCUCCGCCGUCUCCGCCACGUCCUCCACCACCUAAGCAAGCGAAGAGGAAGACUAAAAGAGUGUACCAAGAUGUUCCUCCAAAGGAAGAGAAUAAUGAGAGAAGUGAUUUUGUAGCGGCGACGCCGAUGACUCCGAUUCCACCUCCGGCGACUGUGUAUCAAAAGAGCAAUAAACAGGAAAAGAAGAAAGGCGGAGCAACUAAGGAUUUUCUGAUUGCGUUACGGAGAAAGAAAAAGAAGCAGAGACAACAGAGCAUCGAUGGACUCGAUUUACUCUUCGGAUCCGAUCCUCCAUUGGUCUAUUCACCACCACCGCCGCCUCCGCCUCCACCACCUUUCUUCCAAGGGCUAUUCUCAUCCAAAAAAGGUAAAGGCAAAAAAAACAAUUCAAAUCCACCGCCUCCUCCUCCUCCGCCACCACCUGAACGGAGAUAUGAAUCACGCGCAUCAAUGACGUCGAUUCGCAAAGCUCCGGUGGAAUCACGGACAUCUAAACCAAAUCCGCCAGCUAGAGUAACUCAAUUCGUAGGCACAGGAAGCGAAUCGCCAUUGAUGCCGAUCCCGCCGCCGCCUCCUCCUCCGCCGUUUAAAAUGCCGGCUUGGAAAUUCGUGAAGCGUGGAGAUUACGUCAGGAUGGCUAGUGACAUCAGCAUAAGCUCCGACGAACCCGAUGAUCCCGACGUAGCUCAAUCAGCUGAAGGUAAGGUCGCCGCCGGGAGUAUGUUCUGUCCAAGCCCCGACGUAGAUACCAAAGCCGAUGAUUUCAUCGCGAGAUUCAGAGCUGGACUCAAAUUGGAGAAGAUGAACUCUGUGAAAAGAGGGAGAUCCAAUUUAGGACCCGAACCCGGACUUAAUGAAUCCGGGUCUUAAUAAACGGGUAGUGGUUAUAGGCCUAGCCCAAGCGUAUAGUGGUUAUUACUUUUGGAUUUUGGAACAUCGAUCUUUCUUUUUGUUGCAUUUUUGGAUUACACUGUGUUGGGUUUUUCCUACUUUUGUUUAAUUUUCUUAUACGUAAUUUUGUGGAUUACACUAUACGUUUUUUAUAGAUUUUAGCCCAUCUUAGGAUUAA
This is a messenger RNA of Arabidopsis lyrata subsp. lyrata, 2082 nucleotides long. Its product is annotated as histone-lysine N-methyltransferase SETD1A. The coding region runs from base 225 to 1883 and encodes 552 amino acids. The record is from RefSeq and is a predicted model, not a curated record. The transcript has a single exon. Lineage: Eukaryota; Viridiplantae; Streptophyta; Magnoliopsida; Brassicales; Brassicaceae.